AUGGCAUAAGCUACUUGCUUGUUGUUCAAAAAGAAAAAAAAAAGGCAUAAACCUUUACUUUUCCACCAUCUCAUUCUUCCACCCAUCCAACGUGUUGUGUUAUCUUAGGGUUUGCACCCAUUCCUUCUCUCUCUCUCUCAGGUAUCACAUAAAUCUCUCAAUCAAAUCCACAAAAGUAAAGUUGAACCUCUUUGGAAAUUAAAUUUUGAGGAUUAUUGGAAAGAGGGCAAGCAAAUGAGUGUGAGCAGUGCAUCGGUCCACCCGGUGGAAGCUCCUCCUCCUGCAGCAGCUCCAGAAGCUACACAAGCGCCACGUGUGAGGAUGGAAGAUAUACAAGGGAUGCCUGCAACGUUACUCGGCCUUACACUUCGUUUCUUCCAGUUCUUCUUCGCAGCUGCUUCCCUCUCCGUCAUGGCCUCUACCAAUGAUUUUCCUUCCGUUUCCGCCUUCUGCUAUUUAGUUGCAGCCACUAUCCUGCAGAGCUUGUGGAGUCUUGCACUAGCCACAGUUGAUGUCUAUGCCAUUAUGGUCAAGCGUUCCCUACAGAACCGUCGUCUCGUUAGCUUGUUUGCAAUUGGUGAUGGGGUGACAUCGACGAUGACAUUUGCAGCAGCGUGUGCAUCGGCAGGGAUAACGGUUCUGAUAGACAACGAUCUGAAUAGCUGCUCGGCCAACCACUGUGUUCAGUUUGAAACAUCAACUGCAUUAGCCUUCAUUAGCUGGUUUGCUGCUCUCCCUUCUUUUCUCUUCAACUUCUGGUCUCUCGCUUCAUCAUCCCGUUGAAAAUAAAAAAGACUAGACUGAACACAAGAUCGGUUUCCACCCGUGUACAUAUAGUGACUGAUUUUUUCUUCUUUCUUUUUUGGGAAUUGUUUUGUAAGACCGACCUUGUUUGUGUUGUUGUUGUAACACUGACAAAGAAACUUACUAAGCAACGGUUGCGGAUUAAACAACCUUGUCAUA
Brassica napus (rape) is the source of this 963-nucleotide messenger RNA. Its product is annotated as CASP-like protein 5A2. The transcript has 3 exons. Gene Ontology annotation, cellular component: plasma membrane. NCBI's taxonomy places the organism in Eukaryota, Viridiplantae, Streptophyta, Magnoliopsida, Brassicales, Brassicaceae. The record is from RefSeq and is a predicted model, not a curated record. The coding region runs from base 235 to 783 and encodes 182 amino acids.